Molecule: messenger RNA, 5173 nt
Organism: Chelmon rostratus (copperband butterflyfish)
Lineage: Eukaryota; Metazoa; Chordata; Actinopteri; Chaetodontiformes; Chaetodontidae
Gene: cpap
Product: centromere protein J
Exons: 19
Coding region: 105-4109 (1334 amino acids)
Biological process (GO): centriole elongation; cilium assembly
Cellular component (GO): nucleus; centrosome; centriole
Molecular function (GO): tubulin binding
Source: RefSeq, a predicted model, not a curated record
GCGGCAGGCUUCGAAACUUCUGUGAGUUAUGUUUCUGUAACGCACGCUUUCAUUCCACCGUUUUUGGCCCAUGUUUCAGAUUAGUGAGCCCUGCUUGAAACACCAUGUCAUCUCCAGCCGGGCUUCAGUACUCCCAGGCAGACUUUUUGGCCCGAUGGAUGCCAAGUAGCUCCAGAGCCGGGGUGAUUCUCAACCCCUGUCCGGACUUGGCUGGCUCUUUGCGGCACACCUCUGUCGUGAGAUCCCCUCCCCUGGAGCCAGACGACUCCUGUGCCUCCGACUUCGCCCCUCUGCCCGCCUCUGCAGACAGCAGCUGCCUCGGUGUGGAUGGAUUUGCCCCGUCACCUGGAGGAGAGAGGCCUGGGAAUGAAAGGCCAGUGAGCGGUCUGUCAUCCGUGCCUCCGAGAAAUUCAGAUGGAGAGUUGGACAGUGUGGAUGAGAUGGCAAACAAGUCGCAGGAUCUGCCGCUAAUGAUGAAGCUAGAACAGUUGAGAAAAUGGCAACAGCAUAUGCAGGAGCAGCUAAAAGCCCAUCAGUUGGAGGAGCUGCUUCGCCUACAGGAGGAGCAGCAGAGGCUGUUGGGAAUGAUUAAUGGAUCCCAGGACUGCACAGGAGAUCACACAGAGAGUUCAGGGCUGUCGGAGGAGAGUUCACUCCAUGGGGACUGUCGUUACACAGAGAGCCACAGCCCUGCCAUGAGCUGUCAUAGGGUCACACAGGGAUUGACCUGUGGCCUCCUUAAGGAACAGGAGCUCUCACCAACAGGGAGGCAGGAGUGGCUACCAGCAGGUCAAGCUUAUGAGAAAGUGGAUGAUGACGAUGAGGAAGAGGGCAUGUGGAACACCAAAGGAGAUGACCGGGAACAGCCUGUCGAUACGAGCCAUUUUCAUGAGCAUGACAACAAGUUAAUACCAAGUAACGGUGUGACUGAAGUGAACAGCAGAAAAGAAGACAAAGUCUUCGGUGAUAGACCUAUCGAAGGUCAGAAGAAGACAUUCGAGGAGUUGCUGGAGGAGCAGCUGAGGCUGGAGGAGCAGAGGCUGAAGUCUGGCCAACAGCAGCAGAUCCAAGAUGGAGGUGAAGCUGUACAAGCCCCUCCUAAGAGGGCCUUUCUGAAGCGAGGCGAGGGCCUCUCAAGAUUCACCAAUAAUCGAAAAGCCUUGUUACACAAAAUGGAACUGAAGAAGGACCCCAAACCACAAGUCCAGGCCAGAGUAAUCUGUCGCAGCAACUCAGAGCCUACAUCUAUCCAGAGAGGGAGCAUAAAUGGUGUCCAGCGGCUUCCUGUCCAGCGUAAAACUGCCACACUCAACAAGGAAAACCAACUGAGGGGUUUCAUUUCGCCACCCCAGGGCAUCAGAGUCGAGAGUAAGACAGCACGGACGAAGGUGUUGGGUAGUCAUCAAAGACAGAACACAGAGCCGAUUCAAACUGACCCAGAGGACAGACAAACCAAACACCUGGGGCAAGUAAAGGAGCAGAGUAAUAGGAAAGUGGGUCUGUCAGCUGUGGCCUCAAGGAACCCGGGUCACAACACACAGCCAAACCCUGUAACUAAACAGGUGGGCAUGGUAAGAGGACCAGAGAAGGCUGGAAAUGAGGCACCUACAGAGAAAAGCUGUGCUUCAAGAGGGGAAUCAGCAGCAGCAGCAGGAGGAGAUGGGCUUCCACAGGAUUCCUUCGAGCUGUCAUUCCAGGAAAGGCUCCAGUUCUUAGAGCGGGACCGGCAGUUGGAAAGCAUGGAGCUGGGAGAGUUUGAGCUGCUGGAGCAAGCAGCUGAGGAGCUGUCCUUCUCGUCAAACUCCUCCUUUGUCAUGAAGGUUCUUCAGAUGGACCAGCUGCAGGCUGCCAGGGGGCUUCACCCGCGACGACUCUCUUCCACCCCCAUUAAGUCACCUCCCAGAGGUGCACUUCGGAGAUGCAGUAGUGUUGGUAGUGGUGGUGGUUUGGCAUAUAAAAACGGUUCGAUGCACUCAGAUGUUGUGGUGGUGAAGAUAAGAGACGAUACACUGAAGAACAAAGCGAGCAUUGAGGAUGAGGAGGAACAGGACAGUGGGAGAGAAGACGAGCACAAGAACUCCGAUGUUUCAUCCUGUGGCAGCUCUGAAUUUGAAGACCAGGAAGUGGUGGUCAAAUCACCUUUGUUUCCCAGCCCUCUUUGCUUUCCUGCACAGUCUAUCCCGCCAUACGACAAACGGUCGUAUCAGGACGAAGACAGUUGCAGGGAUUCAGCUUCAGAUGUGACACAAGUCGACGAUGGGGAGAGUGACAGCGUCCUCAGCAAAGCUGACGAGUCCACUCUGAUAGAAGACGGGCAGCAGGGUAGAGUUGUGUUUGACGACAAUGACACUUGGAACGACCUGGAGGACACUACAGUUGGCACAACCAGUGACAGUAGGGGAGUUUCCAAGGCAACAGCCAGUGGAAUCUCAGCACCAGAGCGGACUCUGUUGAGGAAAGUGGCAACGAGCAAAGCUGUGGAGCUGAAUAAGGGCACAGUCACUGCUUCAGCGAAUCUAGAGCCAGAACCUCAUUCUCCUCCUCCUGCCUCCCAGCUCAUGACGAGGCUGUUCCCCUCACUGAAGCCAAAGGCCCAGAAUGCACCUCUCCCUCCUCCUCCUGCUGCUUCCAAAAUGCCAGACAUGGAGACAGGUCAGCAGGUCCAGUCUAGACUGCUGAGGGAGAGACUGGUUGAGCUGGAGAUUGAAAUCGAGAGAUUUAAGAAGGAGAAUGCUGCCCUCACCAAACUCAGACAGGAGAACGAGAAAAACCAGGAAAACCUCAGGAAAGAGCGUUUGGAGUUUGAGCAGAUGAAAGCAGAGGACGUGGCUAAGUUUGAGGAGUACAAGAAAGAGGAGAACAGGAAGUUGCAGAAGGAGCGCAAGCUGUUUGAGAAGCAUGCGUCGGCCGCCAGAGCCAUGCCCGACAAGAAGGAACGAGAGGAAAUCCAGACACUGAAGCAGCAGCUAAGCUCCCUGCAGGAGGAGCUGAGGGGGAAGGAGAGUCGCUGGGCCUCCACGCAGAGCCGGCUGCGGCAGCAGAUCGACUCCCUCGGCCGGGAGAACACUUGUCUCCAGGACGAGAUUCGUAUGUUGGAAAAGCUCCGCCUCAGUGCCUGGAAGAAAAACCUCAACACAGAGAAGAACAAAGAAAAGAAAGAAGAACCCAAGAUAACUGAAAACAAUGUGUCAUCUGUGACCAAAGGAGUGAAAUUUGCUAGUCCUCUCCACUCCAGAGGAGGCAGCAGCAGCAGCAGCAGCCCUCCGCAGAGCAGCACUGCUGCAGCCACGAAAAGGGGCUCCAAGGACAGCGGUCAGGGGGCUACAGCAGGCAUAAAGAGCAGCUUGAGGAAGCCAGCAGGGCCGGGCUCCUCUUCCUCAUCCUCAUUGCCUGGCAGAAGGACAGAGGAGAGGUCAACACCCGCCAGCAAGAGCCAGGACAAACCGCCAAACCAAGAACGCUCACACAGCUGCUCUCCGAAAAGAGAUUCUCUGCCAAAAGACACAGAGUGCAGUGAAGCCGAAGAGCCCGAAUCAGCUCAGGAGGUCAUCACACACCCUGACGGGAAGAUAGAGAAGGUUCUGGCCAGUGGCGAUCGCCUCAUUGCCUUCCCCAACGGGACCAGAAAGGAGGUUUCAGCAGACGGACUGACAAUCAAAGUCACCUUUUUCAACGGAGACACCAAACAGAUCACAGAAGACCAGAGAGUGAUCUACUACUACGCUGAAGCCCAGACGACACACAUCACCUACCCCGACGGCAUGGAGGUCCUGCAUUUCCCCAACAACCAGACUGAAAAACAUUUCCCAGAUGGCCGAAAGGAAAUCACCUUCCCAGACCAGACGGUCAAGAACCUGUUCCCCAACGGGCGGGAGGAGAGCGUGCUGACAGACGGGACCAUCAUACAAGUCAACCCGGACGGCACCAAGGAGAUCCAUUUCAACACAGGCCAGAAGGAGAUCCACACAGCCGACUACAAGAGGAGGGAGUAUCCAGACGGCACAGUGAAGACGGUCUACGCUGACGGCAGGCAGGAAACCCGCUACCCCACAGGACGGCUCAGGAUCAAAGACAAAGAUGGCAAUGUUAUCGUGGACAACGGGGCGUAGAAGCACGAUGUCUCAGACUCAUUGUUGGAUCCCAAGGCUCAUCUCAGUAAAACUAUGAUUCCCAAAGACUUUUUACAAUCACUUGUCCCAGCUGGCCUCUGCUCCAAAGGGAGUCAGAGGUCAGCUGGGGGGGGAUUUAGUGCUUCACUAUUUCAGCUCACUUCUUAAUACUUCAACAUGCUACCAAAACCAAAGGCAAGGCGACAGCUGAAAGUCCAGUAACUGAGAGUGAAGAGGUAAUAAGCCUUUUUAAUAGCGUUUUAAUUAUUAUUUAGUCCAACAAGUGGUUAAAAACUCCACAGGAUACCUGUCAGAGUGAAGCAGUUCAAUCCUGACUGAUUCAGCUGGUGAACCAGGAAUUAUUUAUUCAUCAACAGGACACACGUUUUGGUCCAACACUGAAUAUAAAAUUUAAAUAAAAUACCAAAAAUGCUGCUCGCUGAAAUGCUCUGAAAAGAUCUGGUUUGGGAAUAUGUUUUUUCUCUUAAAGGUACCCUGUGGAGUUUGGAGGAGGAAUGUUUUUACACGUGGGCUCCUUUUUUUGUUUGUUCUUGUGCACAAGGAUGCACACAGGUUACACCACUCUGAUCCACAGGUGGCAGUAAUGCACCAAGAGAUGCAGGGAGGAAGACUUCUAACACGUAAACAUGGAUGUAAACAAUGCCCGUUCCAAACAUUGAAGAAAAACGGCUUGCAAAUGUUUGAUGGAGGAGGAAGUACAUUCAGCGUAUUUAUUAGACUUCAAGGACACACAACAAGUUUUGUAAACAGGAACUUUGCAGCAGAACUCCACAGAGCACCUUUAAUCUUAGUCUCUAAAAAGGUGUCUGAAAGUUUGCAAUGAAAUCCCUAAAAGAUUUUUCUUUGUACCAGGUGUUUUUGGCUUAUGAUCUACCACCAGACUUCAUUCACAGUCUGACUGUUUUACAAUAACUCAUUGUUUACACUUUCAGUAAAGGGCAGGGAAUAACUGCUGUGCAGCUGUGCAGCAGAUCUGCUUCAGUGUGGUGUGUGAAGAGUUUUUGGUUUUAAGUGUUUGUUUACAACCAUUUUAAUUUGUAAAA